This is a messenger RNA of Ostrea edulis (European flat oyster), 6708 nucleotides long. RefSeq names its product mucosa-associated lymphoid tissue lymphoma translocation protein 1-like. Bases 199 to 2697 code for a protein of 832 amino acids. Gene Ontology annotation, biological process: proteolysis. The record is from RefSeq and is a predicted model, not a curated record. The transcript is spliced from 18 exons. Gene Ontology annotation, molecular function: cysteine-type endopeptidase activity. Lineage: Eukaryota; Metazoa; Mollusca; Bivalvia; Ostreida; Ostreidae.
GAUUCUAUUUUUGCACAUCAAUACUUCCGGUUAUGAUUUAAAAGAAAGACACUGAUAGACUGAAAUUAGCCCUACUGAUAUGGGGUUGCUAGUUUAUAAAAAAUUCCUUGGAGAGCACAUUAUGAAACAUUAAAUGCCCAAAAUUGGAUUUUAAAUAAAAAAGUUUAGGAAUCGAAGACUCAGACAGAAACUUGAGGGAUGUUGAGUAAACAACAAUGCAGAAACCUUCAUGAGGACCCAGACAAAAAUAUUUGUGACCUGCCAGCAAAAUUAAUGCUGGAUUUGAAAGACUGUUUGGACUCUGGUCCAGAAACGGCCAACUGGAGGGCAUUUGUUGAUGCAGCAGCAAAACUUUAUAAGAGAUACACCUUCAGCUACCAGGACAUUGAGAUGAAGUUUGGUAACCGGAUUUACAAUGACAGUCCCAGUAAAGCCCUGAUUAAUGAACUUGGAGCUCUUAACAUGACUGCAGAGGAGCUCACCCGGGUUCUAGACCAGCUGAAACUUGAACGAAUCCUUAUGCACUUGAAAAAAUAUGAGCAAAUUAGCAUUAUACAUGAGCCAGCACAGACUACGGAGCUCACUGAGGGAGAUGUACUAAGACUUGAAGUUGAUGGUGUAGGGUUCCCAUACCCCAGAUAUCAAUGGUUUAAAUUAAAUCCAGCUACUUCAAAAUAUCAGGAGGUUCGAGGAGCAAAUCUCAAAGUUAUCAAGAUUGAGAAAUGCAGAUAUGAAGACUCAGGUACAUAUUGCUGUCGUCUUCACAAUGGCAAAGGGAAUUCCCAGGUCCAUUUCAGUCAAGAAGCUGUAGUCAUUGUAAAAGCACACCAAGACCAUCAUCAUCCAAUAGUCAAAAUACCAGAUACAAAAGGUUGCAACCAUGCUGUGCCUUUCGAUAAGCCUGUUGCAUUAGACAGAACACAGUUCUAUCGACAGAAGGAUGUCAUGCCAGAAAAAGCUGUUCUUCCAUACAUUUUGGAGCACCCUAAGAGUCUGCAGAUAAUGAAGGGAGCUAACCUUGUCCUGAACUGCCAAGCUCUUGGCCGACCCCCACUGACAUAUGAGUGGUACAGAAAUGGACAAUACUACAGCACUACAGAGGACAGCUAUAUAAAGAUUCCAGCUCUCAGCAAUCAGAUUGGUACCUACUUUUGCUUAGUGAAAAAUACAUUUGGAGAAGUUAAAAGUAAAGAAGCCAUUGUAACAGUAUCAGAAAAUGUACCAGAGCCAGUUGUACAAGCAGAAAUUGAGAUCAUCAGUAACCCAAAGUCCUGUACUGUUGAGUUUGGGGGGAGCUGUAUAUUCAACUGUGAAGCCAGGUGUCGUGGUCUCUUGCUUCGCUAUGAAUGGUAUAAAGAUGGCCGGAAGUUACAAGGUCAAUGUAAGAGUGAGUUGAGGUUAGAUCGUCUCCAAGACAUGGAACAACAAGGAAACUACAUGUGUAUGGUGUCUGUGCCAGAGCUUAAUAUCAGUCGUCAUUCCAAUAUAGCAUGUCUCAUCAUCAAAAUGGACCCUAACAAACCACCUGAGUUCAAUCCCACUGACAAAGUUGCUCUGUUGAUUGGGAAUUAUGACUACAAGAACGAGACGGAGCUGAAAGCACCAGAAACUGAUGUUUCGACCUUGGCCCAGCUCUUCAGGCAUUUAGACUUUAAGGUGGUAACUCUCCUAAAUCUGACCAAGACGGAAAUGUUGUCGGCAGUGGACUACUUUUCUGAACUUCUUGGGAAAGGUGUAUAUGCUGUGUUUUACUUCUGCGGGCACGGUUUUGAGGAGGAUGGGAAGUGUUAUUUUGUGCCACCAGAUGCCAAGGCUGGUUAUACAAUAGAGGACUGUGUUAGUGCAGAGAAUGUUCUGUACAGAAUGCAGAAACCAGAACCAGACCUAAUUGUGUUGAUUUUGGAUAUAUGCAGAAUUAGGAAUCGUGUUGAAAGUGCCCGUCCAAAUAUGAUGCUUGAAAUUCCACAUAAAGGGAACACUGUCUUCUGCUAUGCCACGAGUACAGGAAUGUAUGCAUAUGAAGAUGCAGUGAAUGGAAUCCUUGUCAAGUACCUCCAGAAAUUUAUUGUUCAGGAUAAGGGUGUGCUGGAGAUUUUCUCUCAAGUGCAAGAGGCAAUCGGAAGAGAACCCAAGCAUUAUAAGCUGCAGAUCCCCGAGCUCCGAUCCAAUCUUCUGCAGCCAAAACGUUCUCUUGCUGACAAAAUCUCCACAAAAGGUGCAACAAAAAUGUAUCACCAGCGUACAUUGCGAUGGCUGGAGUGUCACCAGAAACCAGAAAAGAGGCUGAUAGAGAUUCCAGAGCUUCAGAUGGAGUUAGAGAUGGAGUUCCAAUCUGACUUCUCUAAUGUUCUUCAUGUCAUCACUACCGUCAAAAAGACGGGGAUCACUAGCAGUGCUGUGGCCUUCAUUCUCAAAAUACCAUCUGCUGUAUCCUUGAAAGAAAUGAAUCCAAAAGUGACUUCAAAUAAUCCUACUCGCACUAAAAGCACCCUGCAGGAAAUACAGAAAUUAACAGAGGAUUUGAUGAUUGAUAUUGGUGUGAAGUAUUCACUGAAGGACCAGACCACUCCAUCUAAACUCCACACAAUUCAUGUGAACUUAGGGCUCCCCCUGGUGGCUGUAUUAAAGCUAUGGAAACCAAUUGAAAAUGAAGCCAUGGAACAUGAGGACUUCAGUGAUAAAAAUAGUUACUCCUGAAACUUAAUAGUUCUACAGUGGCAAGUGUUAAUUGGAGAGAGAUGGAUAUGGCUUGUGGUCAUGUGAAAAGGUGUGGUUGGAGUACCAUUUUCAUUUGGAAAGAAUAUGUUAUACAGAAGUACAUGUAGGAAUGUAUUGAAUGGCAGUUCUAUAUUGUUUAAUUUUGUAUGGUGGAUAUAAAUGUCCCCACAAACUUUUCAGGGAUCUGAUUUUUGUCUUAUUCUAAAUGGUUUUGGGUGCUUAUUUAUAAGGCAUCAGUACAUGUACUUUAAUUGUAUAGAUUUCGUGUCAAAACAUCUUGUGUUAUUGUUUUACAUGUAUCAUGACCACCAGCUCAUUGGAAAGCAAGGAAGCACUUGCUUACAGAUUUGAAUUCAAGACUUUAGGAUUUUUUUGUAUUCAGUUUUUUUAUGCAAGUGUAUCUUACUUGUAUAGUUUUUUUUAUGUAGAUCUUCUCUUUAGGUUACAUCAUUGUAACUUUCUAAUAUAUGCUUAAUCUUAGAACUACAUCAUAUUUUCUUCAGUUUACAGAAAAAUUGCAUUGAUGUCUUUGGCUAUAUUUUUAUUGUACAUAAGUUACAGGGGAUAUAUAUAUCAUAUUGUGAUUGGACUUUGCAGAAACACUUACUUGCACAUCUGCAUAUAUGCGUCCAGAACAAUUUAGUGAACACCAUGUACAGAGUAAUGUACCAGUUUGCGGAAGGGAUGACAGAAUAGGAGAGGAAAAUGCCUAUUGAUUUCUGGGUUAAAAGGUCAUUGGUCAAGGCUACAUAGUAUGUAAUGAAUUUUAACAAGGAUAUGGACAUCAUGUAUAUCAGAGAAGCAUCUACAUGAAGUAAUUUCAUAGUCAAAAGAUCAGAGGUCAGUGAGGUACAAGCUCCUUGUUUUAGAUUAGUUCUAAUGUUCAUGUAUGUAUUAAUUAUUAAAAUAAAAUACAACAAGGUAAAAGGAUAUAUGCUCCGCUAUGCAUUGCUUUUGUAGCUUUGUUAUCAUAGCUGAAUGGGCCAUGAUCUGCUUUGUAGACUUGUAUCGUAUCAUAGUCAAUUCUCUCUUCAAUUCACUGAAUUUUCAAACAGUAUUUUCUCUAUUAUUUUUAUUUAUUUUAUGCCGCAAGUAAAUUUCACCAGAUUUUGCCAUCAUAUUUUAUGCCAGUAGUAUUUUUAUCUUCUUUUAUCAACACAUUUUAAUGAAACUUCAAUGAUACUUAUCUUAAUACAAUAUACUAAUAUAUGUGCCAGUUAUAAGUUUGGUAUUUCAAUUUAAUACGCAACUUCUGAGAUAUCAGCUCUUCUGUGAUAGAGGUACGUUCAGUGUUUGUUGAACGCUUGGGUGGGUACAAGAUGUAUACAUAUACCAGGGUUCGAAAUUAACUCAUGUCCGUAAGUCCGAGACUAGUAAACAACAUGUCGGACUAGUGAACUCUCUAUAGCACUAGUCUGUACGGACUAGUGAAAAUCCGGAAAUCAAUCUUCAAUUGGUAAAGAUUUUUAGCAAGAUUUGUCUGAGUCUCUUAGAUGUUUGAACUUAUGGCUGAUUACCUGCAUGGUCAAGUGUUUGCAUGGCUAUGACAGCCUGAUCUUCCAAACACAUGGAGUGUGUUCGAGACCACCGUUCUUCGAACGUGCACAAAUUGUCAAAUUCCUGCCAAUUCCGAACGCCGAGUACACAUCACGAGAACGUGUUCUAGGUGCAAGAAUUGCAAGUAGUGUGGUCUGAGAACAUGCACGUUUGUGCGCACAUGUUCUCGUCAUUCGCGACUCUAACACAGUAGUUCAUAACACUAUAGCUCAUGACUUGGUCAAUCGAGUGAAUUUUAUUGACUUUAUUGAUAAAAUUUCGAACUCCUGUGACUCUAAGAUCUGAGCACCAAAACAACAGAAACGUCGAUCUCGAACGCACUUAUGGACGUUUAUAAAAGGUAUAACUCGGAGGUUAAUGUAUGCUUCUGAAGAUCUUGAAUGCGAAAUAAAAUAUGGUGGUCUCUUUUUCUUCUGUAGAUGUCAGAAAUUGAAUUGUUUGCAACAGUGAUGUGUUUGGUUUCAUUAAAUGAAGAUCAUUUAAUAUGAUGUACUGGACGGACUAGUGAAAUGCUUUGCGGACUAGUGAAAUACUUUGCGGACUAGUGAACAUCAACAGUGACUAGUCCGUACGGACUAGUGCUUGAAAAAGUUAAUUUCGAACCCUGUAUACUAUAGACUAGCUAUGUUAAUACGGAUAAAAGUAAUGAAAGAUAUCACCUGUUGGUAUACAUUAAACUGACCAUAUCAAGAAUAAUAUUUGAUUGAAUUAGGUCAUUAAAUUAAAUAUGAAUUUAUUUUUUAUUUCCUCUUCUGCACGAGUGAUAUCUUAAUCAAAGAAAAAUGGUGAUUAUCGAUUUUUGUUUGAGCCAUUUUAUUAUUAAAUACUAAAUAAACUUAUUAAUAUUGUGUGUCCCUGCAGUUUGGGUGGUUACAUGAUGUCUGAUAAUCAGCCUUUAGGUAUUAUAUCAAGGCAGUGAUAAGCAUUUGUACCCACCGAGUGUGGACGAUAUUAUGUUUUGCGUCUCGCUGUGUGUAAGAGUUCCACAAAGGGAAAGAACUAUUGGGCAACUCGGAAAUUGCUUAUUUUAAUGUUUUAUGAAUAAAGUUUCAGUUCAAGAUACGAUUCCAGGAGCUGGUUAAUUUUGGGUUUAGGGUUGCUACAAAAACCAAUCUCAGUUUAUGUUUUGUGAAUGGCAUCCUGAAGUCAACAUUUUAUUUUUAUUUUUUGCAAUAUCUUGAGUACCUUUUGAGCUAUACUUUUUAAAAUUGACAUAAUUAAUCUUAAGGAUUAAAGGACAAUUUUUGAAGUGUUCAAGAGGAAAAAAUUAAGGUUGGGGUUGUAAGUUAACAUUCAUGGUUUGUAGGGAAUUGUUUUAGAUGACAUCUCAAUCAUCAUACCCCACACAACAAGUUGUGGAGCGUAUAAAGUUUUUUACCCAUCAAGCAGUCGUGUUAUUGUCAGCUCAACAGAAUUUCAUGAAACUUUGUUGUUGAUAGACCUCCUGUGUAGAUGUGCAUAUUUACAGGAAUUUCUGAUUUAUUUGUUUCUGGAAGUUAUGCCUUUUUUUUUUUUUAACUUAAUAGAAGUUUGGUCUCCAUCAGUCCUGAAACCUCUAAACAGAAGAAUUUCAUGAAAUGUUGUUGAUAAAGUCAUACUGUGAGGAUGUUCAUGUUCACAGGAAUUUCUGAUUCAAUUUUUGAGGGGAGUUAUGUCCCUUAGAUGUUUAGCCAAAAUUAAAUGAAACAGUUUGUCAGUGCAACUCCUCUGAAAUGGCAGAACACAAUUUAAUGUAACAAUGUAUAUGAUAUGGACAUACUGUGUAGAUGUGCAUAUUCACAGGAAAUUUUGAUUUGAUUUGAUAAUCAACAAUAAAAAAUAAAUAUUAAAGUAAUACCAGUUCCAUAUUCCCAAUAUGUUGCAAAUAAACAUUAAGAUGUAAAGAUAAUUUGUUGUCUUUCAUGCAUAGCAUUGCCAUUCAUUAUGUGUAGCAUUGCCUUUUAUUGUGGGCUAUGUUAGUUUUUUCUAUCAUUUUUCAUAUUUUGCAAAGAAAUUUUACAUGAAGAUGGAAGAACUUGUAAUUUUCCAUUGUAAGAUGUGCAGCUCAAAACCAACCCAACAUGACCUUAAAGAUAUUGUCCUUAAAGUCAUUCUAUUUCUUACCUUUUCUAAUAUGUGUUUAAGUUUUCAAUUCUUCAUUAAUUUUGUAACUAUUAUUUACUAUAUGCAGAUGUGAUGUACAUAUAAUAGUUUUGCACCAUUGGUGCACGUGGGAUUUUUAAUAUUUUGUCUGUUGAGAUUUUAUUUUUGAUUUUUAAGUAUAUUUAUUAUGACAUUGUUGAUUUACAUGUACAAAAAUGUACAUGAAUUUUUCGAAAUUUAUUUUGAUGUUGAAGAUAUAUAUAAAUUAUUCCUAAAAUCUUAUAUAUAUGUGAAUCCAUAUAGGUCUAAUGUGUGAGUAUUGCCUCAGAAUAAAGAUAUGAUUAUAAUGUG